Molecule: messenger RNA, 519 nt
Organism: Musca domestica (house fly)
Lineage: Eukaryota; Metazoa; Arthropoda; Insecta; Diptera; Muscidae
Gene: TCTP
Product: translationally-controlled tumor protein homolog
Exons: 1
Coding region: 1-519 (172 amino acids)
Cellular component (GO): cytoplasm
Molecular function (GO): calcium ion binding
Source: RefSeq, marked provisional
AUGAGAAUCUACAAGGACAUCAUCACCGGUGACGAAAUGUUCGCUGACACCUACAAAAUGAAGUUGAUCGACGAUGUAAUGUAUGAGGUGUACGGCAAAGUCGUCUCCCGCUCCGAGGGCGAUAUCAAAAUUGAGGGCUUCAAUCCAUCGGCCGAAGAAGCUGACGAAGGUACCGAUACCAACGUUGAGACUGGUGUCGAUGUUGUCAUGAAUCACCGCUUGCAAGAAUGCUUUGCCUUCGGCGACAAGAAAAGUUACACCAUCUACUUGAAGGACUACAUGAAGAAGGUCUUGGCUAAGUUGGAAGAGAAAUCCCCCGACCAAGUCGAUGUCUUCAAGACCAACAUGAACAAAGUCAUGAAAGACAUUUUGGGCCGUUUCAAGGAUUUGCAGUUCUUCACCGGUGAAUCCAUGGACUGUGAUGGUAUGGUCGCCUUGUGCGAAUACCGUGACAUUGACGGCGAAAGCGUGCCCGUAUUGAUGUUCUUCAAACACGGUUUGGAAGAAGAGAAGUGCUAA